GACGAGGCAGCGGGCCAGCCGUGCCCCAGGAGGAGGGAAGCGGUAACCUCGGCUGGAGGGAUGCUCGGAACUCAACUCCUCGUCCGGCCGCGUGGCUUGUUUCUGUUAAGCUCUGACCUCUUUCCCGAAAAAGCGAUGAGCUAUGCUCAUGCACACCUACUUGGCAACUUGCUGGAACUGACAACAGCAUUGUAUGCAUUUCUUCGUCCACUCAUGGCAGUAGAGAACAGUGACAGGAAGGAUAAGAGGAAAGAUAAUCUAUGAAUUCCCUACAAAGAUGGAAGAAAAAAAAUUAAGGAGUAUAAUUUGGAAGAUGUGAAAUGGCAGCUACUGAGCAAUUUCUUUAUGGCUAGACUGGAUAACUGCUUUAAUUAGAGCCUGCCUGAUGUUGAUGUACUUGAGGAAAUGGUUUACCUGUGUAACUGAGAACAUGACCGAAGGAAGCGUUUCCUGCUGCUGAAGUCUUUCAAAUCAGAUCAUCUCCAUAGGAGCAGCCCUGCCCAGCACUCAGCAUAUGGUGGAGAAGCUCUGUUGUGAUACAGGGAAUGGAGCAGCUCUCAGGCAGAAGGAAGCUGAGGAAGCGCCUGUGCGUGGCCUUCAGCUAUCAAGGAUUUUACGCGUAAUUCAAGCCCAUCACUUUGCUCUGGAGUUAAUUUCAAGAUCCAGUGACACACCUUUGUAAUCUUCAACUCAGAUUGAUGACAGAAAUUCCAGAUGACUGCUGCUCCAGUACUCUUAAGCUAUGAGGAAGAUGAAAGGAAGAAAGAGGGGAUGUUUCUUACCUUUAACCUUUAUCCUGCUGUUUGUCUGUAUCGCUGGGCAUGCAGCUGAUGACUCUGAGGAUGGGGAAGAAGAGGAUGUUCUGGGUGUUCCUUUACCACCACUGAAACUGGGGCAUUCAGACUGUGCCCUGAAAGCAGACGAAGGUCCUUGCAAAGCAAUCCACAUGCGCUUUUACUUCAACAUUCAAAGCCGUGAGUGUGAAAUAUUUGAAUAUGGUGGAUGCCACGGCAAUGCAAACAACUUUGUAACUUUGGAAGAAUGUCAGAACAAAUGUGUGGUAACAGAAUUGCCUCUGGAGGUGAUGCUAGCAAAAAUUAAGAGAGAAAAGCCCAACUUCUGUUAUCAAGAGAAAGACCCUGGAAUCUGCCGAGGCUUUUUUUCCAGGUAUUUCUAUAACAAAGAGACAAAAAUAUGUGAAAUAUUCAAGUAUGGUGGGUGCCUUGGAAACCAGAACAACUUUAGGAGUUUGGAAGAAUGCCAGACUACCUGCCAAGGCAACUCAAACUUACUGUCAGUUGUUCCAGAUGAGGAGCAUCCUGACCUUAUGAACAAUAGCUCCCCAGAGGAAGAACGCAAUCAGUUUCCUGGGAUUUUUGUAAAUUUGUUGCCAACUACGCCAAAUGAGGAAGAGUCCCAUAUUGUGAAUGGUAGUUACCAAGAGGAAGAGCGCAAGCGGUUUCCCAGUUCUUUUGUUAUGCAAGAGGAAACAAGAAACAAUUGGGAAAAGACUGAGCAUUCUUACCAAGUAUUUCUGUUUGUUCUUUUUUUGCAUUUAAUCUUACUUGUACUUUUGGGGGUUGAAUGACAGAUUGAUCAAUGCUUUUGUGUAUUAUACAUUCUGUAAGAUAAUGAGCGUGUGGAAUGGAAGUGACCUAUGGAAAUUAAGGGUGCUGUAUAUUAUGUUCAGCUUGUGAAAUCUAAGUGGGAUGUAAGAUCAAAUGUCAACUUUCCACUCAGUAAGUAUGGAAUGGCAAAAAGAAGCAGCUCCUGUUAUUAUUUUUUAAAGUCAGGACCAUAUCUUUUGCUGAUAGAAAUUGACACAGCUGUGUUUGCUUUAAUGGAUCUGCACCAAUUUAUGCCUAGAGAAUACUGUUAAGUGGAGAUGACUCAUUAUUGUUUGUAGCAGUUUCUGUACUUGAAGAGUGUUUUUUUUAUCCCUCUGCUGUAACUGGAAUAAGAAUCUGAAGUCUGAAGUUUCAUGUAUGCCACAAUACUAUGUUUAGUGAAAGAGCAUAGAGUAAGUCUUAUUUUCAUCUAGCUCAUGAAGAUCAUUUCAAAUGUCUUUCAUAUUAUAAUUAAUUAACAGUUCACUGUCACACAUUUCAACCCCAGCUAAGCCUGAGAUAAAGCGCUUUUUGUUGCAAAUUCAAUUUGAGAUUUUUUUUAUAAAUAUGAAUCUAUAUCUCAAUGUAAAUGUUUCAUAAAUUCCUAAGUAUCUCUUGUUUACAUCAGAGGGAGGCUGUCUGGGAUUCAAGAAAAGGCAUUAUUUUAAGAAUUGUAUUUUAAACUGUGAGCUUUAAAACAUUUCUGGGUAGCAACUUUAGGAACCUAUUGGAUGUCAUUUCCCUAUAUGAAUUCUAAAUUAUUUUUUGACAUGCCCGUUCAUGACCUGACUUUUAUCACAUAUUUUUUGCAAAUAAUAUUCAUAGCUAAUCCAAGGUUAUGAGCUUGGUACUGGAUAUUUAAAACCUAUUUAAAUGAGGUAUUUUGGAUAAAUGGAACAGGAUGAGCACAAGCAUGAAGACAGUCUUAUGGCCUUGUUGAUGUCAGUGCAAAUAUUGAUUUGAUUUUAUAUAAAAUGAAUCAAAUGCCAUAGGAUCAGUCACGUGACCCCAUAUGUAAUGAAGUUAGAAAGUGUUUCCUGACAUUUGUUAAUUUGUGGUUUUGUCUGAUCCAAAAGAUGUUGAUAUGUUAGUAUGUGAAAUGUAAUGAAUAAUACUAAAGGCAGUGUAAAAUGGUAUUGGUAAAGCACAAUCCAAAUUGAGAGCAAAGUACAUUUAAAAAUAAAAAAACAAAAAACAACACUUCUAUCUGGACUAUUCUCGCAAUGAAGUUGACAUCUAUAAUUAACUUACACAAAUUUAAUGAUUACAUUAGGGGAAAAUAAUUCUGGUAGUGGAAUAUGUUGGCAGUUUUUGUUUGUUUUUACUGUUUUUAAUGUAUAUCCCUUAGUCUGCAAUUUUGUCGUUUGUAGGAUUUGCUCUUUUUUUUUUCCUCAUAGUAAAACUUGGAGAUAAAAAACCAUUUCAACAAUUUUCAGAAUUUUGCUGUAUGACAAAAUUAAGAAGUUUUCUUCAUGAGUUGAUUGCUUCUGUCAGUGUGAAGAAUAUGCAGUUAUUUUGCAGAUGAGCAGAAAUAAUGUUAUAGCGUCUUGGGCAUUUUUCUGGUGAUCUAGACUAUAAUGUCAUUUUUAGGAACAAUACAAAUUUAGAAACAAAAUACAAUACAUAAUCUUUAGAAACAGGAAGUCUGAAAAGCAUUUGGAUGCCGCUCUGCCAGUUGCUUUAUACAUACUAUAAACAGUCCUUACUUACCAGUUACCAAAGCUCCAAAACUUCAGUUGUUGAGAACACCUGCAUGAGGGGACUUGGGAAUCUCUCUAGAAAAUCCACGUACCAGAAAAGGAGUUUAUAUUACAAGUGUAUAUUUAAAUUCUAUUGUAAUUAACAAAACAAUUUAAUUUACCCCCUUCAUCACUGGAAAGCCUUUGUGUUGCUAUAAAAUAGCUAAGCACGUUUUGUUCUGUUGGGUUGAUUUUUUUUGAUGUUUCAAAGAAUUUCUUUUGAAUAUGAGUUUCCUUCCAGCCACGGCGUCAUUACUUCUAGGCACAGGAGUUCCCAAAAAGCCAGUACCAAAACCAGCAGUUGUCAGUUUAUCUUCCAUCUUCAUUAUAAAUAGGAUAGUAGAUUUGAUAUCCAUUCUAGGCAUGUAUUCUGGAUCAAAAAUAAACUUCACAUUCUGUUAUAAUAAUGUCACAGGUAAUACAGGGAAAUUAAUUAGUGCUGAUUUCAUAACUUGAAACUAGCUUUAUCUGUCUUGAAAUACCAUUUCAUGAUUCAGUUUUUGCGUUUGCAACAUUCUUCUUGAAUAGUACACUAUUGCUAAUGUGGCUUUGAAUAUAUUAAUAAUUUCAUUUGCCUGCCUUCUGUAAGUUACCUUUUUAUUUCUUUUUUUUUUUUUUUUGCAAUUUUUUCAUGUUUUUUUCACCACGCCAGUUCAGCUGUUAUACUUAGCAAACAAGCCUUUUUCAUAAGAUAUGUACGAGACAAAUAUGAAGUGUAGCAUAUUCUUCUCUGUGUUUUUUGGUUUUUUUCCUUUUCAGCCUCUUGAAUUGCUCAAGUUAAUUCAUAACUUCUUGCUUUCAGUAACUCACUUGCUUCCCACUUUUCUGAAAAGCAGGAUGCCUCCAACUCUGUUGUAACCCAAGUUAUUUCCAAAAAUUUUCACUUGGUCUUUCCUCUGAAGAACUUUUGCUGGCUACGUGGCUUUCUAACUUCAAGAACACGAUUUAGUUAGCUUCACUUGUCCUUUUAUGCAAUCAGACUUCAAUUAUCUCAACUCUGAAGCUUCUUUAAGGAAAAUGGUACUCCUUCAGAUGCCUCAUAACUAUCGAUACAGUGAUUCCUGUUCAUCUUUUUGUGUUCUGUACAGCAACCAUAUGUCAGUUGUGCUUUUGUUUAUGAGUCUCUCCACGAUGGUAGAUAACAGUUUCUCCAGAUUUGGGAAUUCUGGCAUAGGUGAACUGCUUGAAUUUGCCCCGUGCACAGGUACUUCAGUUAAGUCAGGGUAUUUAAGUUCUCACAAUCUCACUUGCAGCAACCUGAAGAAAUAAAACAUCAGCCUUCUGUGAAUGGUAAAAACUUAACGGCACCCCUGAAAUCACCCGCAUUGCAGUUGCUUUCAGCAGUUAAAUCUUUGCAUUCAAUUGUUGGUUUUUCUGCAAGUUAGAAGCAUUUUCUUGAUAACUCCUUGGUGUUCUCCAGUAGAACAAAUUUUAUUACUUAGGUCAAGCUUUCUAUAGUCAUACAAAACAACAACCAAACAAACAAUAAGGUAUUCAAUCUUAAGUAAAAAAUGCUAUCCAUGUACAUCAUUCCAAAAGUAAUGCCUCCUUUAUUUCCUUGGAAACCACAAUUGCUGCAAAGAGCACAAUAGUGCUAGUUGGUAGAGCAAAUUCUCAGCUAUAAAACUAUUUUUCAGCAUAAUCACCACCACUGGCUAUGUGCAUUUUCAUCAACGAUGAACAAGAGCCUGCAUGCUGCGCUUUUAAAAAUCUCCACCAGUGAAGAUGACUUGCUAUUGCCACCACUAAAAAGCACCACACAAUGUCUCACUGUGCUUGCAUCCACUGUUUGGGGCUCCAGAAACAUUCACAAGUAUCAAUGAAUGUCAAUCUGUACCAUUUUUUCCACAGGGAGAAAUUUGGUGUCACACCUUACGUCACUUCCAUGUCAGAAGCCAUUUUGUCAGACUGUCUCUCUGCUGCCAUCUGUUGCAUGACAACAAAAUGUGACAAAAUAUUAGUUGGAAGCUUCAUCCUCUGGUGCCACACCACUAACAUUCAUCUCUGACAUAGUGGGCCAACAGAAUAAAAUAGGACGCAUUACUUUCAGAGCAGCCCUUCUGUAUGAUUUCAGAAUAUCUGUCAGUAAUUUGGAAAGUUCAAUUCUUCGAUUAUCAUCAAUAUUUACCAUUUUUUUUAAAGCUGUCUUGAUUUCAGUUCUUUCAUAUUUUACAAGCAUAUUCCUACAAUUGAAUUUGAAUAUUAUCUCCGACCACAGAAAUGCUGAUUUUAUCUAAAUGCAUAUUAACCAAACCUAGCUUUCAGGUAAGGUUUUGUUUGCUUUUUUAAGUGAAAGAGAGAAUAAUAUUUGCUGUUAUUUUUCAUGGUCAUAAAAUGACAAACACUUAUGCUCCACUAUCCUGGAUUUUCAGAGGGACAGAAUUAAAUUUGCCAGUAAAUUUCAUAUGUUUCAAGGUUCUGAAAGCUUCAGUUCUCAUGUAAAAUAUCAGCAUAACAAAAACAUGACAGUGGUGUAUAACCUUGUUUUUUCUGGUA
Molecule: messenger RNA, 5842 nt
Organism: Tympanuchus pallidicinctus (lesser prairie-chicken)
Lineage: Eukaryota; Metazoa; Chordata; Aves; Galliformes; Phasianidae
Gene: TFPI
Product: tissue factor pathway inhibitor
Exons: 13
Coding region: 743-1588 (281 amino acids)
Biological process (GO): negative regulation of peptidase activity
Cellular component (GO): extracellular region
Molecular function (GO): serine-type endopeptidase inhibitor activity
Source: RefSeq, a predicted model, not a curated record